Messenger RNA from Paramuricea clavata, 948 nucleotides. The record is from the annotation of a GenBank genome assembly. NCBI's taxonomy places the organism in Eukaryota, Metazoa, Cnidaria, Anthozoa, Malacalcyonacea, Plexauridae.
AUGAAAACAUCAAUGAUUGCGUCAGUACGCACUCGAGCCAGGCUAGGGCUUCUUCCUUCGCGAUACUACACCAAUGAUUCAGAGUCCAACAACUUCAGAUUAAAACAUUGUCUCGGAUUCAGGGAGACAUCGAUACCUAAAUUUAUACAAGAACUAGCAUCUUUCAUUGAGGCAGAGAAAAAUGAUGCCCAAAAGGCUUACUGUAAUCUAGCGGGAAAAUACUUUGUUAGAAUGGAAUUUCGAGAGCAGCUAGAGUGUAAAGAAUACUUCAAACUGUCAGUUAACCAAAGAAAUGCAUUUCUCAAAAAAGUAUCAGACAUAAGCAUGUCAGACUUGCUUUCGUUUUCCAAAAUUCCCAAUGAGGUUAAUACUGCGCUCGCUAACGGCGGGAUAAUCUCCGUUCCCUUUGAUAAAACUGGAAUUAAUAUCAGCAAAUUUACUUUAAAGAAUAUAUGGUUGGCUGCAACUGAGCUUAUUCAAAAUUCGCACAAGGUAAUUUUGCCUGCACCACGCUUGACAGACAAAAUAGCAAAAUAUUCAGUUUUAAAGUCAAUGCGGUCACUGGAAGACACGCAACUUGUUACUUGUAAUAUUGACUUGGGCAUGUUUACAUGCGAUUGUAAGUACUAUGCAGUUCAUUCCAUCUGUAGUCACACAGUUGCAUGUGCUGAAAUAAAUGAUAAAUUAAAACAGUUUUUAAAGUGGCAUGCAGAAAGCAAACAAAAAACAAACAAAUACAAGCAGGCCACGUAUAGUUUAAAUCUAAAAUGUGUCGGACAAAAAGGAAAUCGUCCGCGAAGAAAUCGGAAUGUUCAGCGCGAGAAUUCGCCGUCAAGCAAAGUUUCAACUUUUGCUCUAGCCACUUGCCCACAAUUAGGAGCAAACAACACUCAUUUUAUUUUGAAACAACUUGCAUGGUUCCCAAAUAAGAGUUUGUUAUGGGUGUAA